CAGGCUGUUUGAGUCGUUCAAUCGGUGAAUUUUUGUGCAUUUCCACACAUUUCAGUCAUUAUCCAGGAUCAGUAGUAGUCUUACAGUGUUGGCAAACAUGCCGUUCAAGUCGCGCUGGCAGAUUGACAUCCCCAAUACCCAUCUGGCCUCGGCUUUGCUGACUUCGCCGACUCACCCCCUCUCCAAGACGCACCGCUGCUUCUCCGAGGCUGCUCGUCCCGACACACACUACUUCACCCCUCACGUUUUCCGUCUAUGGUGUCAACGUUUUGCAGCAGGCUUGCGCAAGCAUGGCCUACAGCCGGGUGACCGUCUACUACUUUACUCCGGCAAUGACUUAUUCUUCCCCGUCGUCUUUCUUGGCACCAUCAUGGCUGGCGGCAUCUUCACCGGCGCAAACCCAUCCUACGUCGCUCGGGAACUAGCCUAUCAGUUGCAGGAUUCCGGUGCAACCUAUCUGAUCUGCGCCGAAGGCAGUCUGGACACAGGAAUCGAAGCCGCGGGACUGGCUGGCCUCAACCGCGAUCGGGUGUUUGUCUUUAGUAAUGCCAUAUAUGAUGGCCAAGGAGGUGCUGUCAAGGGCUGCCGCUACUGGGGGGACCUGAUAGCGUCUGAGGACGAAGGUAGCGGAUUCGCAUGGGAUGACUUGUCCAGCGCGGAGUUGGCCGAUCGGACUCUCGCCUUGAACUACUCCAGUGGCACCACUGGCAGACCCAAAGGGGUAGAGAUCACGCACAAGAACUAUGUUGCCAACCUCAGACAGUUCAACCACCUCUCCUACCUCAAUCCGGAUUGGAAGGACAAGCAGACUCGCACGCGCUGGCUCUGUUUCCUUCCCAUGUAUCACGCCAUGGCACAGAACAUCUUCAUCGCGUCCGCCCUAAGUCGCGAUAUACCCGUGUAUAUCAUGCCCAAGUUUGACUUUCUCAAAGUCCUCGAGUACACGGAGAAGUUCCGCAUCAGCGAUCUCAUCCUGGUUCCACCGGUGGCGGUGGCACUGGCCAAGCAUCCUGCAGUCAGAAGCGGCCAAUACGAUCUGAGUAGCGUGGAAAGCGUAUCCUGCGGCGCGGCACCUCUAGGGAGGGAAGUUUGUGUGGAGGUAGAAGCAUUGUGGGAACCUGGACGCAUCAACGUCAAACAGGGAUGGGGCAUGACCGAGGCUACGUGCUCUAUGAUGGGCUGGGACCCCAAUGAGAUAAGCGAAUCGGCGUCAGUAGGAGAGCCAAAUCCAAACUGCGAGGCGAAGAUCAUGGCCGACGAUGGCGUGACAGAAUUAGGACGCAAUCAGCGCGGUGAACUCUGGGUCCGAGGUCAAAAUGUCAUGAAGGGCUACUGGAGGAAUCCGCAAGCCACAAGGGAGACCAAGACGGCGGAUGGAUGGCUGAAGACAGGAGACAUCGCUUAUGUCGACGACAGUAACAAGUUCCACAUAGUCGACCGAAAGAAGGAGUUAAUCAAAGUCAAAGGCAACCAGGUCGCACCGGCUGAACUGGAAGCUCUUCUGUUGGAGCAUCCCGGAGUGGCCGAUGCUGCAGUCAUUGGCGUUCCACGGAAUGACGACGAGAGUCCCCGGGCCUAUAUUGUACUAAAAUCCGGACAAACCGCCACCGAGAAAGAUAUUGUGGCAUUCAUGGAUGGCAAAGUGUCUGCGAUCAAAAGACUUACCGGAGGAGUGGUGUUCCUUGAUGCGAUCCCGAAGAAUCCUUCAGGAAAGAUCUUGCGCAAGGCGCUGCGCGAUCGCGCUAAGGAGGAGAUGCAGAAGGAUACUGUCGCCGCUAAACUGUAGACGAAUCCGCGGGGCCCUUCAUUACAUGCCGCACUUGCCCCAGGACGCCA
This is a messenger RNA of Aspergillus welwitschiae, 1836 nucleotides long. Its product is annotated as acyl--CoA ligase. The transcript has 4 exons. Gene Ontology annotation, biological process: secondary metabolic process. The record is from RefSeq and is a predicted model, not a curated record. Lineage: Eukaryota; Fungi; Ascomycota; Eurotiomycetes; Eurotiales; Aspergillaceae. Bases 98 to 1786 code for a protein of 562 amino acids. Gene Ontology annotation, molecular function: CoA-ligase activity.